CCGCAGUGUGAAAGUGUGCAUCUCCAGCUGGAUGAUGUCGGCACUCAGCGCCAGGCUCUCCAGACCCAGCUGGAGAGCCUGGCGCAGGACGUCGGCCGCCUCAAGGAGUGGGCGUCCGGUUUAAACGAGAAAAAGUCCGAGCGCCAGGUGAGCUUGGACGCACUGACCAGCGCCGUGGAUCAGAUCGAAGAAAAGACGUCGGCCAUCACGAAGGACUUCGGCAACAAGGUGGUGUCAGUGAAGACCGACGUCCGCCGCAUGGACGGCCUGAGCUCAGAGGUGGAGUCCCUCCUGGCACAGGUGUCCGAUCUGGAGGACAGGGCGUCCCAAGCGGAGCACAGCACGGUCAAGCGUAUCGGCGACGUGCUCGCCGGCAGCAUCGACCGCAGUUCCAACCUCCGCGCGGCGUCCGAGCGCAACACGCAGGCCCUCGAGCAGCUGCGCCGCCGCCUCCCCGAGCUGGACGCCGCCGACCGGGACGUCUCGGAGCGGCUGAGGGAGCUGGAAAGCGGCCGGGCUCGUCUCAUCCGGACGGUGAGUUUCGCCGGGGACCUAAAACCCAAGGUGGCCGCCAUCAAGCGAGACUUGUCCGCCUUUGAGCCGCGUCUUUCGGACCUGACGCUACGCAUCGGAAACCUGGCGGAGGACAUCGGGAAGCGGGGGGAGGAGAUGGCGGAGCUGAGACACGCAGUGGACAACCUCACGGCGAACGACGUAAGUGAUCAAGCGCUUUUAUCAGAAUUUGAAGAGACUUUGCAGCCAGUAUGAAUUUUUUUCACGAUCACUGGUCUGAGAAUAAAACUACUGUGGACUUUU
Molecule: messenger RNA, 816 nt
Organism: Nerophis ophidion (straightnose pipefish)
Lineage: Eukaryota; Metazoa; Chordata; Actinopteri; Syngnathiformes; Syngnathidae
Product: inhibitor of nuclear factor kappa-B kinase-interacting protein-like
Source: RefSeq, a predicted model, not a curated record